This is a messenger RNA of Pyrus x bretschneideri (Chinese white pear), 1873 nucleotides long. Its product is annotated as zinc finger CCCH domain-containing protein 2-like. NCBI's taxonomy places the organism in Eukaryota, Viridiplantae, Streptophyta, Magnoliopsida, Rosales, Rosaceae. The record is from RefSeq and is a predicted model, not a curated record. The coding region runs from base 161 to 1477 and encodes 438 amino acids. Gene Ontology annotation, molecular function: metal ion binding. The transcript has a single exon.
CUCUAUCUCUCUCACUAAACUUGUCUCCCUCAACCACCUAUAUAAUCCACCCCCAUGUUCCCCUCUCAUCAACACCACCAUCUCUCUCUGGCUAGGCAAUUAUCUGGUGUAUAUAUAUUGAUAUUAUUAUUGUUAUUUGCAUUCAUCAGAUCAAUCAGAAAUGAGUAGUGUUUGCGCCGAGCAGCACAAGUUCCACCCCUCCCACCAGCUCCUAUCAUGCAAGAAAACCCUCCUCAGAGACACCAACAUUGACAUCCCACCGAGGAAGCUCCUCACCUGCCGCAGCCCCCAAGAAUUUUCCUCUUCUGACGUGUACGCCGCAGCUGACUACGGAUCCCCGCGCUUCUCAUCUGCCGACGAGGCCCUCCUCCGCAAAUUCCUCCCCUACAACACCGGCUCCGAUGGCUCUGACGACGACGAGGUCGAUCCCUACUCUUCCGACCACUUCCGCAUGUUUGAGUUUAAGGUCCGGCGCUGCACCCGCAGCCGCAGCCACGACUGGACCGACUGCCCUUUUGCCCAUCCCGGAGAGAAGGCUCGCAGGCGGGACCCGCGUCGCCACCACUACUCGGGCACUGUGUGCGCUGACUAUCGCCGCGGAUCAUGCAGCCGCGGUGACAGUUGUGAGUUUGCUCAUGGAGUGUUUGAGUGCUGGCUGCACCCGGCGAGGUACAGAACUGAGGCUUGCAAAGACGGGAAGAACUGCAAGAGGAAGGUGUGCUUCUUUGCGCAUACGCCACGUCAGCUUAGGAUUCUGUCGGCGGAUCAGGUGCUCUCUCCCACGGCUAGUUCUAAGAAGUUCCACCUGAACAACCACUUACCGGUGGGGUCUUCGCGUUCCUGUUCGAACAACAAACAGUACUGCUGCUUGUUCUGUCAUCCAGCAGCGGCGACGUCGUCUCCAACUUCGACUCUGUUGGCCGGUAUGUCUCAUCCUUUGUCGCCGCCUGUGUCGCCAGCAGGUAACUGCUCGUCGAUGAGCGGUUUUCAUAGUUCACCAGUUAUGUCUCGCUGUGGUGGGCUAGGGUUGGGGGGUUUGGAUCAGGUGCAUGCAAGCACAGGUGGGUUGAUGACCUCCAAAGAAGUGGUUGCUGAGCUCAUGAGCUCCAUGGAAGCCAUGAAAUUCAAUGAAGCUGCAGCUGCAGGCGCUGCUGCUUCUCCGAAGAGGUGGGUCGACGUUUCAUUCGAUAUGUACAUGAAUUAUGCUUCUUCUGAUGACGAUCUGCAGCCGCAACAACAGUUUAUUCUUUCGCCAUCCACUCCGAGCCCAACAAGCCGACCAUUUGGAGGUGGAGGACGUGGAAUCAAUUUUUUCGGUGGGGAUGAAAAUUGCUCCCCAAGAAAUGGAAGCUUAUUGGGAUUUGAUCGUGAUACCAAUACGCACAUUAAUAAAACGGAGAUUGUUAACGGAGAAGGGUUUGCCUCAGCUGGUGACUCGGAUCCGGAUCUUGGCUGGGUUAACGACCUCUUGAUGUAAAGGACUUUUGUUACAGUCUGACUGCGAUGAUUUGGAAGCUAGAUGAUCAUCAUCGUGUGAUGUCAAAGGACGGACGGAGGAGAUCCAAAUUAAUAAAUGAUUGAUGGAUGAUGAUCGUAUCUAUCCAUCCCAUUCCCAAGCCAACUGUAUAUAUUGCAUGCUUCAGCAGCCGUACGUACGUACGCCGUAUGCAGACGCGUAUUGAGCGUACAUUGUUAAUUGUUGUCAUUAUUUUCUGUUUAUUUGUUUCAAAGUAUUCGUUGUUGUUAAUUUCUUUCUUGGUGAUGUUUUUUGUUUUCUGAAGUGGUAGGCCAAGUGUAUCAGCUGAGUUGAUGUUGUUGAUGUUUAACUGUUUUGGAGAGGAAUUAUCAAUCAAUGCAGUUUUUAUUUCGUGUU